Messenger RNA from Jaculus jaculus (lesser Egyptian jerboa), 2929 nucleotides. RefSeq names its product FA complementation group F (gene Fancf). The transcript has a single exon. Gene Ontology annotation, biological process: interstrand cross-link repair. The coding region runs from base 1 to 1038 and encodes 345 amino acids. NCBI's taxonomy places the organism in Eukaryota, Metazoa, Chordata, Mammalia, Rodentia, Dipodidae. The record is from RefSeq and is a predicted model, not a curated record. Gene Ontology annotation, cellular component: Fanconi anaemia nuclear complex.
AUGGAGCCGCUGCUGCAGCAGGUGGAGCGUUUCUCCGAAGUGCUGGCUGUGUCGGGCAGCGUCCACGUCCGCUCGUGGGACCCUCCAACGGUGUGCAGGGCCCUGCAGUGGGCCCGCUACCUGCGCCACGUGUCCCGGCGCUUCGGCGACCACGGCCGCAUCCGCGAGGCGCUGGAGCGGCGUCUGCACGGUCUCGCGCGGCGGCAGCGCCACGGGGCACUUCCGGUUCCGGCGCUGACGAGCCUGGAGGCGCUGGGGCGCUGCGACGUGCGGCUGGCGCUGCGCCUGCUGCGGAACCGCGCGCUGGGCCCCGCCGCCUGCCACGCGCUGCUACGCCAGCUCCUCCCGGGCGCGGGCGCGGGCGCGGGCGCGGACCAAGACGAGGACGGCCCCCGGCAGCGUCUGGCGCUCCUGGCCCGCCGGGGCUGCGCGCUGCACCUGCUGCGGCUGGGCGGGGGCGCGCCUGGGCACGCGGACGCGCACGCCGACGGGCACGCGGACGCGCCGCUGCGCACGCAGGCCGAGCUGCUGCUGCGCCGCGUGCGGGAGGCGCGCCGCGCUCAGCCCGAGGCCCCCGCGCGGCUGCUCGGCCGCCUGUGGGAGCGCGGGCCCCGCGUCCGGCUCCUCUCCGUGGCCGCCGCGGCGCUGCUGCAGCCCGGCGCGGACGAGAGCGUGGCGCUCGUGUCCUGGCUGCUGGCGCGAGCCGAGCUCACGGCCGCCUUCUGUCGCCUGCCGGCCGACCUGCUGACCGCCGUGAGCGGCCGCCACCCCGCGCUCGCGCGGGCCUACCUGGGCCAGCUGGGCGCCUGGGGCCGGCAGCUGCACUACGACCUGCCGCGGGGCGCGUGGGUCGCGGCCGAGCCCCGGCACGUGCCCUGGGCGGAGCUGCGCCGCCGGUUCGAGAGCCUCUGCGGGGCCCCUGCGCCCCUGAAGGACGCGGCGCUCGCGGCCCUGCGGGCGUGCAAGGCGCAGGACGGGGGCUUCGAGGUCCCGGGCGUCAGCGUCUGGACAGACCUGCUAGCCCUGCUCAGCGCGUGACUCGGGAGGGGCGAGCUUCGGGGCUCUCCCCAGCCCAGCUUCCGACGGGCGCUUUACGAAGUGGAAGUGUUCUCGCACCAAAGCCGUGCAAAAUGUGUCCCCAGCGUGAUUGUUUUAGACGACGAUUUUAAGUGACUAGUUACCGUACAAGCAUAAAUGUGCAGAGCACUGAGCUGGUUGUGCCUUGAAUUUAAGGAAGCGCAUACUGGAAACAGUUUUCCACUGCUGGGGAUGGAAGGAACCCAGGCCCUUGCACGUGGUGGGCAAGCUUUCUACCACUAAGCUAUGUACCUGUUCUAGUAGUAGUUAUAAACCCAUGGUAUUUCCAUUUGGCUUUUUUUUUUCAGGCUACUUUCAAAAAUACUGUAAAGAAUAUUCUGAAGAAAGAGCGGCCCUAAAAUUUCAACCCGCCCCCAUUGUAUCAAUAUGAUUUCUUCCUUUAUAUCUUACUCUUCUUGCACUAAUGAAAAGUGGUUUUUUGGUUUUUGGGGGUUUUUUUUGAACAGCACCAUGUGACAUCAGAAGUGUUACCUUGAAAUCCUAACUGGACUUAACCUCUUUUAACCUACUGUUCUAGAGAGCUACCUUAACAUGUAUUAAAAUUGUGUUAUAUAGAAAAUUGUUACUUCUGCAAAUUACUUCCUUCUGAAAGUGAAAAAGAAAACCAUAGUAUAUUAGAGUGCCUUGUGUACACAAAAUUGGUGACUUAAUACAUGCAAAUCUAUCCCUUUGGUUUAUAUAGUAGAGAACCAAAAAUUCAGGUGCUGCUUCUGCUAUUAACUGGAGUAAUAAAUAACUUGGUGCUUCCAUCCAUGUGAAAUGAAGUGUUUGAAGUAGUUCCAUUUUCUUACUUUUCCCUUAAUGGUUGCCUUAUGGGGACAGAUAGUAUUGUUUGUUUUGUGUGGAGGAAACCAAUGUUAAGUCUACUGUAAUGUUCCUUGGCUGGCAGAGUGAUUCCCGGUAAUCAAUUGUAAGAAUAAAUCCUUUAUUACUGUAUGCUACUUACCAAUGGUCAAGAUGCAUUACUCUGUAGCCAGGUUAAGUGAUAACAAGAGUUUCAGGAAAUGCUGAUAUUCAGAAGGUUAAUUUCUCAUUCCAGAAAAGGGAACACAGCUAAAAGUUAUGUAACCUCACAAAUUUUAUUGUGUGGUAGGACGUUAGAAUUAACUACUAUUCUAGCAAGUGUGCUUUCUGAGGCCAUCUCUGACAAGUAGUAUCAAAGUUUAAAUCCUAUUAGUGCUAGAAAAUUUCUUUUGCCAGCAUGUAAAACCAUGUAACCCAUGUAAAACACCUCAAUUGUACUUGUCACUAGUAAUAAGACAGUUUCCUCUAUCAGGCAUGUAAGAGUUAAGUAAGCUGUAAUUUGGGCAAUUAACAAUUUGUGAACUUACUUUCUUACAGUUUACUUUAUACAUAUAGUGAUACUGACUUAGGAAGAUAACAAAAAUUGAUGAAACUUUAAAAAAUCUAAUUUUGUAAUUACCCUUUAAUCUUGUAUUUUAGUCUCCAUGAAAAUUUAUUAUGAACAUAGACUUACUUAAUCUUAUUUAUUCUGUGCUCCAGGACUGUAUUAUGAAUAAACUGAAGGAGAUUGAAGUGUAUGGGAAGGAUACACACAAAUGUAACAUGAGAACAGAAGCCAUAUUUAUCAUUGCUUCAUUUCCAAGAAUUUGACAAUGUGGUGUAUAUACACAGGUGCUUGCAUAAAUGACACUAACAUUAGAACUUUAAUCAGUUAUUUCUCUUGUUUAAGACAAUGUUAAGAAGUUGUGAAGAUGCUAGUGACCAUAAUCCUUUAUAUCCCUCUAUAACUCCAUAUGUAGGAUGCAAAAAAUUGAGAAGGACUAAAUGAACAUAUUUGAUAACCUUAUAAUAAACUCUGGACAUACUU